GCGGUGUGUCUUUGGCACGGGGACAGUGGGAUCAGAGCGCGCUCCUUUCCAGCUGCAAACCCGGACCUAAAACCCAGCUGCAGUGUGCUUUUUUUUCGGUUUGGGUUCUACUGUUUCCCCUCCAGGACCGAACUUUUCUUUUCUUUUUCUUCUCUCCAUUUUUUUUCUUUUUCCCCGAGAAUGAAACCGUGAAGUGAGAAAGCUGCUGGCUCGUGGCGCAAAGAAAGACGCAGAAAGACGAAAAAAAAAAAAAAGGUGCAGGAAGAUACCAAGUUUGUGCUCCGAUCCGGUUCGGUCCGCUGACCCCGGGACCUCCUGCUCCUCCGCCUUUUCAGCCAAAUCCACACACACACACACACACACACACACCUGGAUCCGCGUCCGCGGCUCUUCCUCCGGAGUCAGAUCCGAGUCCAGACCCGGCGCGACAGCAGCGGGAUCGGGGGUCCGAACCAAAACCCAGCCCUGGAGUCACUACUGCUGAUCAAUGGACAGAACCUCUGUGGACAGCAGCACAGACACACACUCAUUCCCUCUGGCUGGAUCUCCUCUGGUGCUGUGGAGGAGCAUGGAGCGAGGAGGGGACAAUCUUGUCCCACAGGGCAGCCCCGAGCAAAGGGGAGGCAGUCCUAACCUCGGUGGWCUCCCGCCACCAGGGAAGAAGGGCCGGCUGGAGCUCAAUGGGAGCCCAACGGAGCCACGUGUGCGCCAUAACGGAGCCCCCCAGCGAUCCCUCAGAGGUAUGAUGAUUCCAGUCUUCUGUGUGGUGGAGCAGUCAGAUGGAGGGAUUCAGUCAGAUGGAUAUGAGGGAAGAGAGGAGCAUGCAGAAUUUGUGCUGGUCAGGAAGGAUAUUCUCUUCUCUCAGUUGGUGGAAACAGCUCUGCUGGCUCUCGGCUACUCCCACAGCUCAGCUGCACAAGCCCAUGGUAUCAUCAAGGUUGGAAGGUGGAACCCUCUGCCCAUUCAUUUUCUUACAGACGCCCCAGAAGCCACUGUUGCAGACAUGUUGAUGGAGGUCUAUCACAUGAUCACACUACACAUCCAGCUGCAUAGCUUUGCAAAGCUGGAAGAUCUUCCCUGUGAACAGUGGAGCCACGCAACUGUCAGGAAUGCUCUCAAAGAGCUGCUGAAGGAAAUGAAUCAAAGCACUCUGGCCAAAGAGUGUCCAUUGUCCCAGAGCAUGAUUUCCUCCAUAGUGAAUAGUUCUUACUAUGCCAAUGUGUCCACUGCAAAAUGUCAAGAAUUUGGUCGCUGGUAUAAGAAAUACAAAAAAAUCAAAGGGGAUUACCUGGAGAAGAUGUGGCCUGGACGAGAUAACACAGACAUUAAAAUUGAGAGGGACAGCAUUGCAGACUUCUGCAUGAUGGGACAGAGACCUCCUCCUCACCUGGGUGGUCUAGCUCAGCUAAGCCACCUUAGUUCCAGUGGCCCUGUCCUCAAAGCUGGAUCUACUGAUCCACAGUUGCCCUCGCAACCACCUCAGCAGCCUCCUCCUCCCCAGCAACAGCCCUCACCUCAUGGCCCCCUUCACCACAGCCCUCCACUUCGUACGGGGCAGAUGCCUCCCCAACCACCUCCACCAGGUGCUCUUCAACCCCUGCUAGGGCCAGGUGGAAUCCUUUCCCCACAACUCUCCCCACAGUUGGUUCGGCAACAGCUUGCUAUGGCCCACCUCAUUAAUCAGCAGCUGGCAGUGAGUCGCCUGCUAGCCCACCAACACCCCCAAACCCUCAACCAGCAGUUUCUCAACCACCCACCUAUUCCUCGGGGGUCAUCCAAAGGUGGGGUUGACCAUCCUGGGAGCAACCCGUCGGCUGCUGAGGUCUCAUCUGAAAUCUAUCAACAGGUCAGAGAUGAGCUGAAGAGAGCCAGCGUCUCACAGGCCGUGUUCGCCCGUGUGGCUUUCAAUCGCACCCAGGGCUUGCUCUCAGAAAUUCUGAGAAAGGAGGAAGACCCUCGUACAGCCUCACAGUCUCUGCUGGUCAAUCUGAAAGCCAUGCAGAGUUUCCUCAACCUACCUGAGAGUGAGAGAGACCGUAUCUACCAGGAGGAGAGGGAGCGCACUAUGAACCCAUCUGUGGGCCUGCCUCCCUCCAACUCCUCCAACCCUGGCACACCACGACUCUCACAGAAAGUGUGGGAGAGGAGCCUAGAUGACCAGAUAACCCCUGACACCUGGGCCUCCAUUUGGAAAAACAAGACCAAGAUUACUAAUGCUCCAAAGCCAUCUGGCCCAAACCCAGAUGUCCCACUGAAGUUGGAGUCACUGGUCAACAUUACGUCUGGCAUCUAUGAUGAGAUACAGCAGGAGAUGAAGAGGGCCAAGGUGUCUCAGGCUUUGUUUGCAAAGGUGGCCGCCAACAAGAGCCAGGGCUGGCUGUGUGAGCUUCUUCGGUGGAAGGAGAACCCCAGCCCAGAGAAUCGCACCCUGUGGGACAACCUGUGCACCAUCCGGAGGUUUCUGACACUGCCACAGGCUGACAGGGACAUGGCCUACGAGGAAGAGUCCCGACAUCACCACACAGAGAGGCUGCACACUGUCCUCCACCUGCCGCAGGACGCCCAGGCACUUCAUAGACCACCUCCAGCCCUAAUCAAGGAGCGCCAUCCAUCUCCAGUGCAUGAGGAGCCAUUACCUGUCCCAUUAAAUGAAGAGAGAUCACAGAGUGUUGGAGCAGGAGCACCAGGUGGAGGUCCACCUGCCACAGCAGGAAGUGCUGGGAGCAAUAAGAAACCACGAUCACGCACUAAGAUUUCCCUGGAGGCUUUAGGGAUUCUGCAGAGCUUCAUUCAGGACGUUGGCUUGUAUCCUGACCAGGAAGCCAUCCAUACCUUAUCUGCACAGCUUGACCUCCCUAAACACACCAUCAUCAAGUUCUUCCAGAAUCAGCGCUACCAUGUCAAGCACCACGGUCGCCUCAAAGAGCUGGGUGAGGGGGCUGCUACCAGUGAUGGGGUCGAUGUCAGCGAAUACAGAGAGGAGGAGCUGCUCUCGGGCUCGGAGGACCAAGAGUCUAGUGAGGAUGGUGCUGAAGAGAUGUACCAGACCACAGAGGGAAGCAAUAAGAGCACAGGAACCCUGAACCAGCCUCUAAUCUCUUCCAGCUCAACAUCUAGCCAGUUGUCCUUAGGACAUAAUGUGGCUCAGGAGGAGGGCAAGGACAAAGUACACAGCAGGGUUGUUGGGCUUCUGGCCACAGGGAGCUCCUCAUCCAGUCCUCAAGAGCAGACUGACUACCAGUGAUGACACCAGACAGGAAUAAAGAGACAUAAAAUUAACUCGUCAUAAAUUGCUGAAGGCUGGCAAUGAAGAACUUGUAUGAUACAUACUGUAUGUGUCUAUGCAGACACACUGACCAGGAAAUGGCUGGUCAAUAUGCUGUACAUGACUGAAACUUAUACACUUUGAUGUGACAAUCUCAGCUUUGUGGAGUGAAUUUACCUCAGUGAAAGACAGUGGACUUUAAUGGUUGUGUAACUGUGAAAUGGUUUUUGCAAAAAGUUGUAAUUUGUCUCUUCAGAUAGUAAUUAGCAGAUCAGAUUUGUGCUGCUCACAACGUGAGUUUCCUAGCAGAAACAAUCACCAACUUAUAUUUAUCAGCCAGAAAAAAGAUGUCAGUGAAAAAAAAGGGGCAUUCCUUCUUGCUCCUAUUUUCUGAAGUUUGGUUACAGUUACACGGAAGAUCCUCCCCUGCACGCUGGGCUAAAUUUGGCCUAAUUGUAGUGACAGGAUCAGGACCUCAGAGACUAAUAAAGCCCUAAUAAACCAUAGAAAACAAAAAAGAUUUGCUAUUAUUUGCCCAAAAACACAGAUUGAUGGCACUUGCUGUGCAUCUACAAGCUUUUAUUUCAUUACGAGAACAGUGGCCGCUCCAAUCACAGACUAUCUGGCAGUCCUGUUUAGCACUUAGUGUUCACAAAAACUGUUGUCGUUUCAGAUGUAUUGUCUUCUUGAGGCUUGUGGAUAUUAAUAAGUAGUCCUGUAAUGAGCUGUGGACAACAUAAAAAAGUUUUACAAUGUAACACUCAGGCCCAAACCCUUCGUGGCUUAUUCCAUGAAUGUGUGGUGGGAGUAAAAAAUAAAGCCAAGAAGGUAAAAGCAGUGUAGCGCUUCAGUAAGCAAAUCAGUCACUUUAUGUGUGGUAGUCCCCACCUUCUUUCCUCUGGCCUCAGUCUUGUGUUUCACCACACAGACACACUCAUGAACUUCACUAACCUUAAUUAUGGUCCUUAUGAUUAUAGUUUUUAAUAUUUUAUUGUUUUUGCUGUCAUUGUAUGCUAUUUUUAGUUGUUAUUUCCAUGGUUUUAAAUUUUGAUUUUGGAUAACAGAUAGUAAAAGAGCUCUCCCCUGUCGGAGGAGGAAAAACAGUGAGGGUCAAAGAAAAAAAAAAAACAGUUUCAGAGCAUUAUCAGGUAAAUUGUCCAGUUAUGUUGUUACACAUGUUGUGUGACACAACAUUGUGUAACUUGCCUUCUUUUGCUCUGUUUUCAACAAAAAUAAAAGGUAUUCUUGAAAAGAGGAAUACUURGGAAAGCAAGACUGUGCGCCUUUUUGCUGCAGUUGAUGACAAUCAACUUUUUUGAGCCAUGAAGAAAAAGUGGCAGGUCUGACUGUGUUCUUCACCUUUAUUGUGUAUAAAUACCCAAUGUGAGAUAAAGUGUUGCUUUAUUUUUAAUUUUCUUGAGUAAGUUUUAAUAUUUGAGCCACUUUAAAGAGAAUAAUGAAUCAGUAUAAAAUUUGGAUACAAACCUAUUUAAAAAAAGGUUGCUCUUCCUGUUUGAUGUCUGGUUAAAGCCAUGGGAACAGUGGGUGCUGGGGGGUGCUGCUGCACUAAGUAGUGAAUGACAGAGGAUAUCCAUGUUCAGAAACAAAGGUAUUGAAUUGAUUAAACGAAAAUAUGUAACUGGUUUUAUUGGUGCUGUGUAUGUUUAUAUUCCAAGAAUAUUUUGAGAUUUACGUAUUUUGUAAAUCUGGUGUACAAACCAACACUGUUGUACACGUGGGUCCAAAUUUGUACAACCUCCUAAAAUAUGCUGCUUUAAAGUAGCUCUAUUUUGAAAUCCAUUUUUGUCUGAAGUGCCAUUACCUUGCUUAAGUUUGUCUUUUGUAAUUUAGUGAAAUAUGCAGUUCAAACUAAGUUGUGAAAACAAUAACCAUGAUAACAACGCCAACAACUGACUGUUUUCAGUGUAGACAUUACUAAGAAAGAGGAUUAGGGCCUCUGGAAAAAAAUCUGACUUUAAUCUCAGAAUUCUGACUUUUUUCUCAUAACUUUAAAUGUAAAAAUAAAAAGUAAAUAAUGGCAUGCUUCAUGUGAUGAAAAAGGUUUCUAAGUUAUAUAAGUUUAUAAGUUUGUAAGUUUACAAGUUACUUCAUGUUUCCAACUAUGAUGAAUUUAGCUUCAAUAAUGUCUACAGUAGAGGAGACAUGAACACUGAACUGGUAGUCUUUUACAGUCUUGGACAUGGUUGGAAGACUAAAAGUGAACCAACAUAAAGUCUUGACUGCAAAUUUAUGGAUAUUGUCUUUUCAACUUUUGGAGCAAAUUUUAAUAUCAAUGUUGGGAUUAAACAAUAUGCACUGACUGUGCUUUCACUUCAUCUUUUUGGUAUUAUCAUAUUUUUAUAUAGGGUAGGAUCAUGCAAAUUCUCUAACUCAAACUUACCUAUGCACUCAGCACCCUCCAACUGAAACACAUUCCCAUGGCUAAUUGGUGCAGUUGUGUUGAUGUGCAGUAUGUUUGAAAAUGUAUCUGAGUACAGGUAAUGUCUUAGUUUAUAGAUCCUGAUCAGCAGGAAUGCUCAAAGAAAUGAACUGCCUUUUCAGUCAUUACUCUGUAUGACGAUAUUGUGCUUUUCUGUGUAACAGGAAUCAGGGUUAACCUCAAACAAUGAAAUAUUUUGCCCAUCAGUGUUGAAGUCAAUUAAAAAUUUUAAAUGUGUUGUUUUA
Austrofundulus limnaeus is the source of this 5950-nucleotide messenger RNA. It is a transcript of the gene satb2, whose product is annotated as SATB homeobox 2. The record is from RefSeq and is a predicted model, not a curated record. NCBI's taxonomy places the organism in Eukaryota, Metazoa, Chordata, Actinopteri, Cyprinodontiformes, Rivulidae. Gene Ontology annotation, biological process: chromatin remodeling; regulation of transcription by RNA polymerase II. Gene Ontology annotation, molecular function: RNA polymerase II cis-regulatory region sequence-specific DNA binding; DNA-binding transcription factor activity, RNA polymerase II-specific.